Molecule: messenger RNA, 2700 nt
Organism: Otolemur garnettii (small-eared galago)
Lineage: Eukaryota; Metazoa; Chordata; Mammalia; Primates; Galagidae
Gene: CCR5
Product: C-C motif chemokine receptor 5
Exons: 2
Coding region: 145-1203 (352 amino acids)
Biological process (GO): inflammatory response; G protein-coupled receptor signaling pathway; chemotaxis
Cellular component (GO): cytoplasm; membrane
Molecular function (GO): chemokine (C-C motif) ligand 5 binding; C-C chemokine receptor activity
Source: RefSeq, a predicted model, not a curated record
UCACUAAACCCCGCCCUCCUUCAAAAAAAGAACUAUGCGUUUCCUACUUUUGUACUUUCUGUAUGUUUGAUUUGCACAGCUCAGCUGGCCAGAGGAGCUGAGACAUCUGUUCCCCUACAAGAAACUCUCCCCGGGUUGAGCAAGAUGGAAUAUCAAGUGUCAAGUCCACUCUAUGACGUUGAUUAUGGAAUGGCAGAGCCCUGCCAGAAAAGCAACGUGAAGCAAAUCGCAGCCCAGCUCCUGCCUCCGCUCUACUCACUGGUGUUCAUCUUCGGUCUUGUGGGCAACAUGCUGGUCGUCCUCGUCCUGAUAUACUGCAAAAAGCUCAGGAGCCUGACUGACAUCUACCUGCUCAACCUGGCCAUCUCUGACCUGCUUUUCCUUCUCACCGUCCCUUUCUGGGCUCACUACGCUGCAUCCCAGUGGGACUUUGGAAAUACAAUGUGCCAACUUCUGACAGGGUUCUAUUUUAUAGGCUUCUUCUCGGGAGUUUUCUUCAUCAUCCUCCUGACAAUUGAUAGGUACCUGGCUAUCGUCCAUGCUGUGUUUGCUUUGAAAGCCAGGACGGUCACCUUUGGGGUGGUGACAAGUGGGGUCACCUGGAUGGUGGCCGUGUUAGCCUCCCUCCCAGGAAUCAUCUUCACCAGAUCUCAAAAAGAAGGUCUUCGUUACACAUGCAGCCUGCAUUUUCCACACGAUCAGUUUCAGUUCUGGAAGAACUUCCAGACGUUAAAGAUGAUAAUCUUGGGGCUGGUCCUGCCCCUGCUCGUCAUGGUCAUCUGCUACUCGGGAAUCCUGAAAACCCUGCUUCGGUGUCGAAAUGAGAAGAAGAGGCACAAGGCCGUGAGGCUCAUCUUCGCCAUCAUGCUCGUCUACUUCCUCUUCUGGGCCCCCUACAACAUCGUCCUUUUCCUGAGCACCUUCCAGGCGUCCCUUGGCCUGGACAAGUGCAGUAUCUCUAAUAGGCUGGACCAAGCCAUGCAAGUGACAGAGACGCUUGGGAUGACACACUGCUGCAUCAACCCUGUCAUCUACGCCUUCGUUGGGGAGAAGUUCAGAAAUUACCUCUUAGUCUUCUUCCAAAAGCAUGUUGCCAAACCCUUCUGCAAGUGCUGCCCAGCCUUCCAGCGAGAGGCUCCUGAGCGAGUAAGCUCAGUUUAUACCCGAUCCACUGGGGAGCAGGAAAUAUCUGUUGGUUUGUGACCUGGACUCAAGUUGGCUUAUGGCCUGUACUGAGUUGUGCACAGGACUCAGUUUUUAUACACAUCCUAGGUCGGGAGAGUUUCUUUUAAAAAGGAAGUUACUGUCCUACAGGUUCUAAGAUCCAUCCGUCUAUCUGGCAUCUGUGUUAAGUAGAUCUUUUAAGCCCAUCAGUUCUAGAAAGCCAAAUCAGAAUAUGUUGGAGAGAUAGUAACCUUUUCAUCUCCCCUUCACAUACCUCAAGUUAGUGGCAAACUCUCCCUUCACUGCAAAAUUUCACUAUUAAAAAAAAAAAAAAGUCUUUAGAGAAUUGCUGACUUUCAAGUCUGGUUAUCUGGACAGAAAAAAACAAAAUUAAAUGAGAAAUGUACAGCAAGGCAACAAACAAGUUGUAAAUGUGCUUAAAACAGGUCUUUUGUCUUCUCCCUGUGGGAGAAAAGACAUGAAUGUGAUUGGCUAAGAAAUGGCAGCUUUCCCUUGUAAUUCCCCCUCCAAGUUAUGUCGAAUGAGUUCCACAGACUUUCCAGACCAUGGCCUGGGAGAGCUGGGGAAGCUCCUUAAAUGAGAAGGGAUUUGAGUUGAGUCACGUGCUGGUGAAGGAGAACGAAGUGUGCUCGGGCUUCAGGCACCAAAUGGGCCAAGCAUGGCUGUGGGAAGACACGGGCUGUUGUGGGAGACCCUGGGGUGGGGGGAGGACGUGGCUAGAUCAUGAGGAGACUUGACCAGCAACAACCCUCAGGCGAGGGUGAGGAUGGCCCUCACUGAGCUCAGGGACCGAGGAUGGGAAGGAGGGAGGUAUUCAUGCAGCACAUUUAGGACACAGAGUCAGCAGAACCUGGGGAUCAGGGGCAUGAGGGUUGAAGGUGAGGGGCAGAGAGGCGGCAGAGAGAACUCCUAGGCUUCCAGCAGGUUGUGGAAUCCCUUAAAGAGACAUGAAGCACUAGAGGAGAGGGAGAGCUUUAGGGGAAGAAGAGGUGUUGACAUAAGAGGAUGAGCUGCUUUUCCGAGCUUGACAGCCUUACACAGAGAGACUUCUGCUGUCUUUCUCUGAAUGGUUCUGUCUUCAUGGUAGUUCUUUUCAUCCCAGCUUGAGUAACAAGGGAUCACCAGGAAACUUCAAAAUGCUAGAUUUAUGAAUACAUGAGUUGGAGGUAAAGGAGCAUAUUUCAGAUCACACAAGAGAUCUAAGUGAGGACUGAUUACACAGUCAGUUAAAAUCCAGAGUUUCAAUAAGCAUUGAGCAAAGAGGCCCCAAGCAGGCAAGGGAAACCAGAAAGACUAACCUUCCACCUGCCCAGGGCACGUCACUGUGGGUUUUCUGUAUUCAACUAAUCAAUAGGCAAAGGGGAGAGGGAACACAGUCAUUUGGAAACAAGCUGCCUUGAGCUUUAAAACCCAGAAAAAGUACAAUUUACCAACCUCCACAUUUCAGGUCGAGUGUGGGGGCUUUAGCCACUCUUUCUAGAUGUCUUCUCUAGACACACCAUACCUCCUAAACAC